CAACAAUUGUUGGUGCCACAGGGAAGGAGGAAGUACGGCCACUCCUGCAACCUUUGGAUUUGUGUUUUGGAGAAAAGGAGCUAACCCACGAGUUCUUAUAUGUUCCAGAUUGUCCAGUUUCUCUUUUAGGAUGAGAUUUGCUGACCAAAUUAGAUGCCACAAUAACAUUUGAGGAUGGAAAUUUGGUAAUGAAAGUUCCGGAGUCAAAGGUAGGACAAAUUUUACUAUUAAAGGAAAAUCCAAUUGUGAAAAUACCACAGGCAAUAGAAGAUGCAGUGAUUCCCACGGUAUGGGAAACUGACAUACCUGGGAAGUCAAAGGCAGCUAAACCUGUGAAAGUAGAGCUGAAGGAAGGUGCUGAACCGGUACGAUUAAGACAGUACCCAUUGAAAUUGGAAGCCAGAUUAGGAAUAGUAUCUUUAAUUGAGAAAUUUUUGAAAUAUGGAAUUCUAGAAGAAUGUGAAUCAGAAUACAAUACUCCAAUUUUUCCAGUAAAGAAACCUGAUGGUAGCUAUCGACUAGUCCAAGACUUAUGAGCAAUAAACCAGAUCACUAAGGACAUACAUCCAGUAGUUGCAAAUCCGUAUACCUUGUUAACAUCUGUGAAAGAGAAAUAUAAAUGGUUUACAGUACUUGAUUUAAAAGAUGCCUUCUUCUGCAUACCCCGACCAGGAAAGCAAAAGCUAUUCGCUUUCGAAUGGGAGAAUCCACACAACGGGAGAAAGGCCCAAUUAACCUGGACACACCUUCCACAAGGAUUUAAGAAUAGUCCAACUAUCUUCGGAAAUCAACUAGCCAAAGAGCUUGAGGAAUGGACUACAAGAGGCCAUAUCGGAAUUCCUCGACAAUGGUAUUUGUUGCUGCAAUAUGUGGAUGAUAUUCUGAUUGCUGCUGAGACCUAAGAACUUUGCAUUCAGGUAACAGUUGAAAUAUUGAAUCAAUUAGGAAUGAAUGGAUAUAAAGUGUCAAAAAAUAAAGCUCAGAUUGCAUCCACAACUGUGACCUAUCUAGGAUGCGAGCUUUCUCAAGGACAGCGAAGACUAUGUAUAAACCAUGUACAUGCUAUCUGUGCGAUCUCAGAACUGCGUAACUUACAUGAAUUAAGAUCUUUUCUAGGAAUGGCAGGAUGGUGCAGGCUCUGGAUCAUGGACUAUGGACUUAUUGCCAAACCUUUAUACGAGGCACAGAAGAAUAAGACCUUGGUGUGGGAAAGACCACAACAAGAAGCUUUUCAAAAAUUGAAACAGGCCUUAAUGCAAGCGCCUGCUUUGGGCCUACCUGACCUGAGUAAAGACUUUCAGUUAUUUGUACAUGAACGACAGAGACUUGCUCUAGGGGUAUUAACCCAACGGCUGGGAUCUUGGAAAAGGCCCGUAGGUUAUUUCUCUAAACAACUUGACCCGGUAAGUGCUGGAUGGCCGGCGUGUUUGCGGGUGGUGGCUGCUACCGUGAUAUUAAUUCAGGAAGCCCGGAAACUGACUAUGGGGAAAAGGAUCGAAGUGUUUGUAUCCCAUAUGGUGACUACUGUAUUGGAACAAAAGGGGGGCCAUUGGCUUUCCCCAAGUAGGAUGAUGAAAUAUCAGGCAAUUUUAACAGAGCAGGAUGAUGUUAUCCUAAAAACAACUAACCUAAUGAAUCCAGCUGUGUUUUUAAGCGCAGAGACUGAAGAAGAAAAUCUGGAACAUGAUUGUGUGGAGGUCAUUGAAUAUACCCACGCAAGUCGACCUGACCUGAAAGAUACCCCAUUGGAGAAGACGGAUUGGGAGCUUUUUACUGACGGCAGUAGUUUUGUGGAAAGAGGAGUGCGGUAUGCAGGAUACGCGAUUACUACUGCCAAAACAGUAAUUGAAGCUAAAUCCCUACCACCAAACACAUCAGCACAGAAAGCUGAGUUGAUAGCCCUAACUAGGGCAUUAGAGCUCAGUGAGGACAAAAGGGUCAAUAUUUGGACCGACUCAAAAUAUGCAUUCGGGGUUGUUCAUGUACAUGGAGCUCUUUGGAAAGAGCGUGGACUACUCUCCUCCCAAGGAACAAACAUCAAGUACCAAAAAGAAAUAUUGAACUUGAUUAAUGCCGUUCAAAAGCCAUCACUAGUUGCCAUCAUGCACUGUAAAGCUCAUCAGAGUGGGACAUCGACAAUUAUUGAAGGAAACCAACUUGCUGAUCAAACAGCCCGAUCAGUGGCACGACGAGUCUGGAUGAUGGUGGGUCUUGUCUCCCAAAAGGUAAGAGCAAUUGAUUUAUUACCUACACCUUCAGAGGCACCUGAAUAUUCUACAGAAGAUGAGAAAUUGGCAAGACUAGUAAAAGCCGUCAAGGGUAAUUCUGGAUGGUAUGUAACCACCAACGGACAAAUUGUGGUCCCAAUCACAAUUAUGAGAGGGAUACUUCAAGCGGAGCACCAGAAGUGUCACUGGGGUGCAGAAGCAUUGGUAACUUAUCUAAGAAAACAAAUUAUCUCGGUCCAGAUGUUAACAAUGGCAAAAUCUAUCACAGCUAAGUGUGAAAUUUGCUUGAGAAAUAAUCCUUUAGUUAAAAGAAAAGUAGAUAUGGGAAAAAUUAGGACAGGUGUACAACCAGGGGAUUGUUGGCAAAUAGAUUAUGUGGAACUCCCCAAAACUCGAGGAUUCAGAUAUCUGCUAGUUGGGGUAUGCACCUUUUCAGGAUGGCCAGAAGCCUUCCCUUGUCGCACCAACCAGGCACAAGAAACUGUAAAAUGGUUACUGAAGGAAAUAAUUCCUAGAUUUGGAGUACCAUUGGGAAUAUCAUCUGAUAGGGGACCGCAUUUUGUUGCUCAAGUGGUAAAGGAAGUCAGUAGAUGUUUGGGAAUUAAAUGGGAAUUACACACCCCGUGGAGACCCCAGUCUAGUGGCCAGGCGGAGAAAAUGAAUCAGACGUUAAAACGACAACUUAGCAAAAUUUGCCAAGAAGCAAAAUUUAAUGGCCCCAGGCCUUACCAAUAGCGUUAUUGCGAAUUAGGAUUAAACCUAGGAGUGGAAUGUCGGUAAGCCCAUACGAAAUUCUGUAUGGCAAACCAUAUGAAGCACCUGAUCCGAAUCCAAGUGUACAUGUAAAAGGUAAUCAGGAUGUGUACAAUUAUGUGUUGUCUCUCGGCAGGACAUUGAAUCGACUCAGAUCCGUAUUAGUGUGGAAUCGCCCACUAGCACUUGAGA
Molecule: messenger RNA, 3173 nt
Organism: Columba livia (rock pigeon)
Lineage: Eukaryota; Metazoa; Chordata; Aves; Columbiformes; Columbidae
Biological process (GO): DNA integration
Molecular function (GO): nucleic acid binding; RNA-DNA hybrid ribonuclease activity
Source: RefSeq, a predicted model, not a curated record